Messenger RNA from Anopheles marshallii, 1635 nucleotides. Its product is annotated as adenosine deaminase AGSA-like. Gene Ontology annotation, biological process: inosine biosynthetic process; adenosine catabolic process. The record is from RefSeq and is a predicted model, not a curated record. Bases 1 to 1635 code for a protein of 544 amino acids. The transcript is spliced from 4 exons. Gene Ontology annotation, molecular function: adenosine deaminase activity. NCBI's taxonomy places the organism in Eukaryota, Metazoa, Arthropoda, Insecta, Diptera, Culicidae.
AUGGCGCUUACAAAGAAAGCAUCGCCAUUGCACCGUCGAACGGUCGUUUUUCAACCAUCAUUGACGUGCUCGAUCAGCUUUGGCAUGCUGCUAAUGUGCGGUUUGUUGGCGAUGCUCUCCGCCCCGGAGGCGCAUAUGAUCAUCGAACGACCUGCACGUCUAACGCCAGAAGAAUACCGGUACCAGCGUGCCUUGUUAACCGAUCGUGAAGCACAGCAAGCCCUCGGAGCCGACAUUGUCCUGACCACAAACGAAAGCAUUGUAAACAACCACCUGAUGGAUCUGAAGCGGGACGAGCUGGAAAUUGGUUUCAUCAAUCCGUUCAACUUUUCUCCCGCCCGCCAUUUCUUCGAAGUGCUGGACCAGAUCAAUGCAUCACCUCUGUUCCAGUUUAUCCGCGCAAUGCCCAAAGGGGCCGUGCUCCAUGCGCACGAUACCGCACUGGCCAGCACAGAGGUGAUCGUGAACGCAACGUACUUUCCUAACCUCUGGCAGCGAGGCACCUUCACCGACAUGCAUGACCUCGAGUUCCGCUUUUCGCGAGCAAAACCAUCGACCGGUGAUGGUUGGGAACCGGUCCAUACCGUCCGGAACCGGACGGGUGCCGACCGGUACGAUGACCAGAUCCGUCGGCUAUUUUCGCUGUACGAUGCGGAUCCGCUCCACACGUAUCGCAGCAUCAACGAUGUGUGGGACAGGUUCAGCCAGAUUUUCCUGGCGCUCGAUCCCAUUGUCACGUAUAAACCCGUCUGGGAGCAUUACUUCCGGGAGGCGCUUCGAGAGUUUCGCGAGGAUAACGUGAUGUAUCUGGAGUUUCGGGGACUGCUGCCAACGCUAUACGAUCUAGACGGCAAUACCUACAAACCUGAGGAUGUGGUAGAAAUAUAUCGAACAAUCACGGAGGAAUUCAAAGCGGCCAAUCCACGCUUUAUCGGAACCAAGUUCAUCUACGCGCCGCUACGCUUCGCCGACAACCAAACGGUGGAUCAGUAUUUGAGUCUUGCUGAACGGUUGCACCACCAUUACGGUGACUACGUGGUUGGGUUUGACCUUGUCGGGCAGGAGGAUACCGGCCGUCGACUGCUGGACUUUGUCCCGCAACUCCUGAGCUUACCUUCAUCCAUUAACUUUCUGUUUCAUGCCGGCGAAACCAACUGGCACGGUAUGCCGUCAGAUGAAAACUUGAUCGAUGCCAUCAUGCUUGGUACAAAACGAAUCGGCCAUGGAUAUGCGCUGCUCAAGCAUCCAGUGCUGGUGGAAAUGGCGAAGAACCGCGACAUUUGUGUCGAAAUCAAUCCCGUCUCGAAUCAAGUACUCAAGCUGGUAGCCGAUUAUCGGAAUCACCCGGGCAGCAUUCUAUUUUCGACCGAUUUUCCACUUGUCGUGUCAUCGGACGAUCCGUCGUUCUGGGGUGCCGCUCCAUUGAGCCAUGAUUUUUAUAUGGCGUUCCUGGGCAUGGCAUCGGCUCAUCAGGAUCUCCGACUGCUGAAAAAGCUGGCACUGAACUCGUUACGCUACAGCUUAAUGAACAAACAGGAUAAGGCCGCGGCGGAAGCAAUAUUCUACCGGUCUUGGGACUAUUUCAUCGAUGCGAAAGUCGAACAGAUAUUAGCAGGAGAACGAAAUCAAGUGUAA